Molecule: messenger RNA, 861 nt
Organism: Parascedosporium putredinis
Lineage: Eukaryota; Fungi; Ascomycota; Sordariomycetes; Microascales; Microascaceae
Source: the annotation of a GenBank genome assembly
AUGGCGGACGAGGAUUUUACCGAGCCUCCGAAUAUCUACUCCAAGGAUCCAGCUGUGAUUGCCUCUCGUUACACAAACCCGCCACCGCGAUCAGGCGAUGGCGACAACGCACAAUUCAUGAAGAAGGCAGAGGCCCGAAAGCGCGUCAAGACUGCAGCUCGUCCGCUUGGACCCACAGAACGCCGCUAUAUCGCUGCCAUCCAAGGCGACAGCAAGGCGGCGCAACGCCUUCUCCACGAUCGGACGCCAACAGCAGGGGCCCACCCGCUCGUGCUGCGGCUCAUCUCCGCCGCCGCUGCCGGGGACCUAGGCGAGGUGACGGCCCUGCUCGAGGACGGCGAGGUCGACAUCAACGGGCAGGACGGACUCGGGUUCAGCGCGCUGUUCGAGGCGGCCUUUUUCGGGCGGGUGGAGGUCGUCAAGGCGCUCAUUGCCGCGGGGCCAACCUCAACGCGCAAAACGGGCCCGGCAAGGAGACGGCGGUGCACGGGAUCCUGGACCCGUCGUCGCGGUGGUUCCUGCGGCCGUUUGCGGAGGAUGUGGGCGGUCGGGCGCAGGUGCCGGUGCUGGUACCCGCGCAUCUGGAGACGGUCAAGAUGCUCCUGCGGUACGGCACGUUUUGGGACUAUAGGCGGUGGGAUCGGCUGGAUAUUCGGGGCGUGGCGAGCCAGCUCCGGCGCCAGGGGGCCUUCCGUACCUCGAGGAGGCGCGGGUGCGGCCGAGGUGGGAUACGUUGCAGCGCAUCGUGGAGGUGGUGCUGAAUCCGCCCAUGUCGACGCGGAGGGCGGAGCCCGAGACGUGGAACCCGGCGGUGGAGGCGCUGCGGGGGAUAAGGCCGAGAGGCAAUGGGUCAAGGUAUAA